AUAACACAGUAAUCUUGUCUCUACCUCCAGUGUAGUCAAUUCUCCUCUCCAAAAAGCCACCUCCUUAUUCCUAAUAACAUCACUCACUUUCUCUACUCUCAUAGUCUCAUCUUUAACACUCAAGAAAUCCCCUCAUCAUGCACACACUCACCCCUUCAGACUCCUCCACUUCCCUCCACCUCCUCUCCCUCCUCCUCAAAUGCGCCCAUCUCGUCUCAUCCAACAACGCCGCCUCCGCCACCGACCUCCUCCCCGAAAUCUUCCACCUCUCGUCCCCUUUCGCCUCCUCUCCCGCUGACCGUAUCGCCGCCUUCUUCGCUCACUCUCUCCACUCUCGUCUCUUCCUUCACUUUCUCUCUCCUCCACGUCACCCCCUUCUCAAAUCCAUCACUCUGUCCUCCCAACUUAAAACCUUUCAUUCCGCUUUACAAACGUUUAACUCUCUCGCACCCUUCGUCAAAUUCUCUCAUUUUACCGCCAAUCAAGCCAUCUUCGAGGCUGUUCACGGGUUCGAUCGAGUCCACAUCAUUGAUCUUGAUGUUAUGCAGGGUCUCCAGUGGCCUGGUUUGUUCCACAUCUUGGCCUCUCGUGCGAAGAAGGUUAGCUCGGUGAGACUCACCGGGUUCGGCCCGUCCUCGGAGUUGCUCGCUCAGACUGGCUCUCGGCUCGCCCAGUUCGCCGCCUCGCUCGGGUUGCCCUUUAAGUUUAACCCCGUUGAGGGUAAGUUCGGGGACAUGUCCGAGUUAGAGUUGAGUCGAAUCGAUUUUCGAGCGAAUGAGGCGACCGUGGUGCAUUGUAUGCAUCAUAAAUUGUAUGAUAUAAUUGGGUCUAAUUUCGGAUUGUUGAGGGUAUUGAGUACGGUAAAGCCUAAGUUAGUUACCAUGGUCACUCAAAACAUUGACAUUUUCGAAACGGGGUCGUUUUUGGAGAGGUUUAUAGAAACAUUGCAUUAUUAUUCGGCUAUGUUUGAUGCCUUAGGUGAGGGAUUGAGUAGAGACAAUGUAUUACGUCAUCAAGUGGAGCAGCAACUAUUUGGGAGCGAGAUAAGGAACAUCCUAGCGUGUGAUGAUGUUGAUGUGAAUGUAAGCCGCCGGUGGGGGGACAACCUUAGUCGUUUCGGGUUUGAGCCAGUGUCGCUUUCUGGUAGCCCGGCUGCGCAGGCGAGUUUGUUGUUAGAGAUGUUCCCAUGGAAAGGGUACACAUUGAUGGAGGAAAAUGGGUGUUUAAGGUUAGGGUGGAAGGGUAUGUCUUUGCUUACUGCCUCAGCUUGGCAACCUUCUAAUUAUAGUUGUGUUACUAAUAAUAGUAAUAUCAUGGGGAAUUAAAGUAUGAUUAUAUGUUCAUAUUACAAAGUUUGAUUGGAAUGGAUGAAUUAUUGAUUAUUGGAUGAAUAUUGGGUGGUAGAGAAGAAGUACAUAAAGAUGAUCAAAAGUUGUGUAAAUGUUUCGAAAAUAAUUGAGGGGAUAAAGUAAGGAAAGGUACAUGUUACUUUUUGAGAAAUUGGAUUCUUUUUUUGUACUCCUAUUAAAAAAGUUUGUGAUCAAAAGGUGUUACACUUUUCAAGCUUGAGUUGAAUUUAAUUGUAUUUUCUUAACUAUGAGAAGCAUCUUCGAGAUAUAUAUUCAAAAGCAAAAUAGUGAUUUC
This is a messenger RNA of Chenopodium quinoa (quinoa), 1644 nucleotides long. Its product is annotated as scarecrow-like protein 23. NCBI's taxonomy places the organism in Eukaryota, Viridiplantae, Streptophyta, Magnoliopsida, Caryophyllales, Amaranthaceae. The record is from RefSeq and is a predicted model, not a curated record. Gene Ontology annotation, biological process: regulation of DNA-templated transcription; leaf development; bundle sheath cell fate specification. Gene Ontology annotation, cellular component: nucleus. Gene Ontology annotation, molecular function: DNA-binding transcription factor activity; sequence-specific DNA binding.